CUCCAUCUCUAGCCGUGGCUCAUGAAUCACUCCCCUCUACAUGGCUGCGCCCACGCCUUUUGCGGCCGCUCUGCCAGACAUGCAUUGAUAGACAUUGACUGAUGCCCACCCCCCUGUCGCCUCUUGUCCGCGAUGCCGCCGAAGCUAGUUGUCCCUGGCCCAGCGCCUCCGUGCGCCCUCCGACGUCGUCCAAACCCUCCUCCUUGGACGACCCAGUCGGCUGUCUCUCGUCAACAGUGCUUCUUCUCUCCUUCUCCGCCGACCCUCGCCCAGCCGCGACCUGAUAUCAUCCAUGGACCGCAGUUGACCCCCGUGUCGCCGACGCUCUUCUCGCAAACCGGUUUCCGACCGUCCUUAUCGGAUGGCCUCGACGGAGGGCCACAGCCCGACCAUAAACCCCCGGAUGAGCGGAUUCUGAAGCUCGGGAAUACUCUCCGGAUCCUCUCGCCUCGACUACCGACCCUUCUCACCAACCCGUUACCCACGAAGAUCCUCUCCCCCAGCGUCACCCUCCACCUCUUCCCCUCCACACACCCGCACCUCCCCAAUGUGAAGGGCCGAACGCUAUACCGGGCCGUGCUCUGGACCGUCCCGGUAGCAUGGAGCAGCCUCCCCCUGCUGGGCAACGUCAAACUACAGAUUCUGAGCGAGCGCAUCGUCCACGCAGGAACAGUGCUAGACCCGGGAUGCAAUACCGGCUAUCACGACCCCAGCGACGAGCGUCUGGUGGUCCGAUGGAGGACCGAACCGCGAAGCGAUACCACCCACCCGGUCACCCCCAACACCAGUACCAGUACUGCCGCUGGCCCCGCUACAAGCUCUGACUCCCCCUCAAACACCCCCGACAGCCAUCUAUCCUCCUCCAAAACCGGCAUCAACAAAGGGCUUAGUGUUUUACUAGGCGGCGACGCCCCAAUAUUCAAGCUGUCCAAGGAGGAGCAGUUCACAGGACUGUUCAUCUUCUCCUUUGACGAGGAAGGUCGCAUUGCGUCGCACACGAUCGAGCACGCUGAUAAUGCGCGUGGCUGGGACCGCACGUCCAAAUUCGUCACCCUGACGGACUGGUUAAUCGGCAAGGCGAGGGGAUCGCUGGAUCCCGCGACCGAGCCCGGAUUCGCCAUCCAGGGCUGCCACGGCUAUGAACUCCCUUGCAGCAGUCGCGAUCGGUCAUCUGAUUCUGAUUCUCGCCGUUGGUCGUAGUUGAGUCCAGUACCGUGCAUAUCAGGUUCCGUUUCAUAUCGUCACGUUUACUACUUACUAAGCACCUAGUACUUCCAUUCCUUUGAAGUGAACAGACGGUCGGGGGCAUAAAAUACAGGGCCUCCAGGGAAACGGUGUUCGGGUUUGACUGACGUUGCCCAAUAUCUAUCUAUCCCCGUGGGGCUUGGGGCUGUAUUUCUUACGGCGUUCGCAGUCCAUUCUGUCUAGAGUGGACAUUAUAUCUGCCUCAUGUCUCAUUUGCUCUCCUCUCCCCUCUUCUGUGCUCUUUUCUAUUUCUAUUUGUAUUUGGUUGAACUUACUCCUCUCUCUAGAUGUACAAUACCCAAUAAUGAAUAAUGGUCUUGUCACUGAGCCAGCCAGUGGAUUCUG
Messenger RNA from Aspergillus heteromorphus CBS 117.55, 1590 nucleotides. RefSeq lists its product as uncharacterized. The coding region runs from base 133 to 1200 and encodes 355 amino acids. The transcript has 2 exons. The record is from RefSeq and is a predicted model, not a curated record. Lineage: Eukaryota; Fungi; Ascomycota; Eurotiomycetes; Eurotiales; Aspergillaceae.